Oxyura jamaicensis (ruddy duck) is the source of this 2235-nucleotide messenger RNA. RefSeq lists its product as uncharacterized. Lineage: Eukaryota; Metazoa; Chordata; Aves; Anseriformes; Anatidae. The transcript has 2 exons. Bases 142 to 1473 code for a protein of 443 amino acids. The record is from RefSeq and is a predicted model, not a curated record.
GGGAAUCGCUGCCCAAGGAGCAGGGGGAAGUGGUUUUGUGGGGCCCCUCAGUACUAUUUAAGUUGAGCUUGAGGUCCAAAGGACAACUGGGAGGUUUCUGUUGCUUUUAUUUGUUAUAGGCUGGUUCUGUCAAGUGACAACAUGGGGGGCAAUUUCAGCAUGCAGAUCUGCUGUGGGACUUGUGGGAGAUGUAAGAAGGAAGAGGAAGCAAAUGAAGAGACCAGUGAGACCAAGCCAAUCUUGCAGACCUCGAGGGAUCCAUCAAUCAGCAUUGAGAAGCAGCCUUCUACACCAGCCCUGAAAACCUCUGACCAAGGCUCUGAAGAGGUGCAGUCACCAUGCUGGGAUCGACAGCUGUUGGCUGAUGCUGCAGAGAAGAGCAGAGAGACCUGUUCUCCUGCAGAUCCCAUGGGAGUGACUGAGGAAUGUGAGGCAGCCUGGGGCUCCGUGGAUUUCUUGGUGGCAUCUGCAGAUAGGGAGACCAAAGGAGAGGUUGCAGUCUUAACCCAAUUGCAAAGCCAGCAAGAAAGAGAGAAAGCAUGCAACACUGAAGAGAAAACAAAACCUGCUUCCCAUGCUUCUGAGGCCCAGCUGGUUAUGCAUGCAGCUCAGGAUGUGAAGCUUGUUGCAUUUAUAGGACAGCCUGAUGAACAGGCUGGGGCUGGCAGUCAGGGUGGCUCAUAUGCUGGAGGGACUCUGCAAGAAACAAAUAUUCUCAACUUCAUGGAAAUCACAGGGGAAAUGGCAGCUGGGCAAGACUGUGAGAUCAAGCCUCCCACAGAGACCGCUGAGAGUCCUGUAGGAAGGAACUUGCCACUGCAUGCUGUGCAGGAGAUGGCAAAGGAGGCUGGGCCCUGUCCUCCUGCUGAGCACACAGAGGAGAUGGACAGGGAUAGUCUUGCUGAAGGAAGCCCUCAAUCCACUGGGAGUGACAAGAUCAUGUGUCUUGUAGAGACCGAGCCUCUAUUGAGUUUCCAGGUUACACAGGAGACUAGGACAGAGGAUUCUCCAGAAGAAAUAGUAAGUGGUAUGGCUGAGAGACACUCUACUUCUGCAAUGCUUUGGGAGGCUCUGUAUCCAGGAGGGGAAUCUCCAGAGACAGAAGACCAGCUGCUUGACCUCCUGCAGCAAGACACCCAGUCAGUUGUGCUAACCGCACAGGAGAUGCGGAGCCUGAGUUCUGCAGAGUCUGAACUGAGUGAAGUCUUCUGCCAGGCAAGUGACAAAGAUCAAAUAUGCCUCAGUGAUCUGGUGGAAUGUGAGGAGAUCAAGGAAUGUGAUCCAGAAACUCUAGGAGGUGAGGCAGAGCCACAGGAGAUGAUCACACAACCAACAACUCAGCUUCCAGAGGAACCCCUGGCUUGCACCCAGAUGCCUGUAAAGGAAGAAGCUGAGUUUCUGAAUGUGGCACCCCUGCAUUCUGAAGUGUUUGAGAGUGGAGGAGAGAUUCAGGCUGAAAAUGCUCAAGCUUGAGAGACCUGGGGAUCAAAUGAAUUGGUAUCCAAUGGCAAAGAUGAUGUACCUGCCUUGAAGAACUUCAGCUAAAAGAAGCAAUUAACUCAAGCUGUUGAACGCAGGAUUCUGUGUUUUGUGUCCUGGACUAGAGAGAGUGAUUUAUCUUAACAGAUGUGUGAUGUAUACAGUAGACCUUCCCAGAUAUUCUCCUGAAUUAUAGUUCAGUCAUAGUUCUGUUCCUUUUUUUUUUUUCCAGUAGCUGAUUCUUCAGUUGAUUCUGUUCUCACACCUUACUGGGAGAAGUAAUUCACUUAAACUGUGAUUUCACUGAAGUAAUGCUGGGCACUGCAUUUCCCCCAGUGAGGUAUCGUGAUAUGAGGUUUCACCUCAGUCUUAUGAAGAGUCAGCAACAAAACAGACAAAUGUUCCUCUAAUCUAGCCCAGUCAAGUGUUUUCUGUGAGGCUAACAGCCACUUCCCUUGCUACCUCUAAACAAUCAAGUCUUUGUGAGGGAAGUAUCCAAGGAAGUAGCUCACAAUUGACUGUCACUGCCAUAUUGUCAAUAUUGAACAAAUAUUUUCACAAGAAGUCAAUGAAAUGCUAUUUCUGGUUUGUUGUUUGUACUUCUUGUGGUAAUGGAAAUGUUCAUGUGAUUCUUGAUGCAUAAAAAAUGUAGUCUUGAUCAGAAUGCAUAAGUCAGUGUAUUGUAACUUAAAUAUACUGACUUUUAAUGUUCAUAACUGUAUAGAAUAAACAUUUUAAGAUCAUGACAAAAAAGAA